Molecule: messenger RNA, 2564 nt
Organism: Scomber scombrus (Atlantic mackerel)
Lineage: Eukaryota; Metazoa; Chordata; Actinopteri; Scombriformes; Scombridae
Gene: ctdnep1a
Product: CTD nuclear envelope phosphatase 1a
Exons: 8
Coding region: 573-1310 (245 amino acids)
Molecular function (GO): protein serine/threonine phosphatase activity
Source: RefSeq, a predicted model, not a curated record
AGGCGGCGAUGGCGGCUCGCAGUUUCAUUCCGGAUUUCCACUGGACUACAAGCUGAUUUUACCCGGGCCGGCUACACUUUGGGGAACUUUUUUAUAAACGGCCUCUCUUCGGAAGCCGCACAGAGUGAAGGCGCGUUGAACCGGUGCUUGACAGUGAGCGGCCCCGCAGCUCUUUUGGGGUAUUUUUGUCCGAGGUUCAAGGUGGUCACCCCGUCGAGCUAGCGCUAGCUCUGGAGCUAGCUUGUCAACUAGCUGCGUGCUAAAGACCCACACAGCAGCAGCAGCAGCAGCAGCCAGUCGUCGUACAGCGGCUUUUUCUUUCCACCACGUCUGUCUUUUCACAGUUAAGAUGCUACUUAAAUGUUAAUUGUGCCACAAGUGUGCAGAGCGAGGUACUCACACGUUUGCUUGGCCUCUUAAUUUGGACAACUGCUAGUUUGGCGGCUGUAGCCAAAAAAAAAAAAAUCGGAUUUUGACUCUUUUGAUAAUCUCAGCAACACCGGGCAAACCCCGUGCCAUCAAGUGAGAAUUGAAGUUGAGUUGCUUUUGGGGGUCUUUGCGUGCUCGUCAACAUGUUGAAGACCCGGCAGUGUUUACUUGGCAUCCGCACUUUUCUCGGCGUAACGUCGAGGAUAUGGGGCUUCAUCAUGUACAUCCUCAGGAAGCACCUACGGACGAUAAUCCAGUAUCAGACGGUGAGAUACGACACUUUGCCUCUGUCGCCUAUCUCCAGAAACAGACUCAAUGCAGUAAAGAGGAAGAUUCUGGUGCUGGACCUGGACGAGACGCUGAUCCACUCUCACCAUGACGGGGUCCUCAGACCCACAGUGAGACCUGGCACGCCGCCAGACUUCAUCCUCAAAGUCGUCAUCGAUAAGCACCCAGUCAGAUUCUUCGUACAUAAAAGGCCGCAUGUUGACUUCUUUUUAGAAGUGGUGAGCCAGUGGUAUGAGCUGGUGGUUUUCACAGCCAGUAUGGAGAUCUACGGCUCAGCGGUGGCAGACAAGCUGGACAAUAACAGGAACAUCCUGAAACGCAGAUACUACAGACAGCAUUGUACAUUGGAUCUAGGUAGUUAUAUUAAAGACCUGUCUGUAGUACACGAUGACCUGUCCAGUAUCGUCAUCCUGGACAACUCGCCUGGUGCUUAUCGUAGCCAUCCAGACAAUGCAAUACCCAUCAAGUCCUGGUUCAGCGACCCUAGUGACACAGCACUUCUUAACUUGCUGCCUAUGCUGGACGCACUAAGGUUCACUGCUGAUGUUCGAUCCGUCCUGAGUCGAAACCUCCACCAGCACCGGCUCUGGUGAUUGGCUGAAUGGAGAGAGGCGGGGCUUGUUGACCAGCCUCUUCCUCUCUGCCGGCUUCCACCCUACCCUCCGGUCCCACUCAGACGACCCACCAGCCCCCUCUGAGCCUCUCUUACGUGAGGAGAGGAGGGUUGGGGUGACCGCCUAACACGGGAUGAACAGUACGGGAUCACCAGAGCCCAGAAACUACUGGGGAGGGAGGGGGAGCCAGCUUGUUUUUUUUGUUUUUUUUUUCUCCUCUUGGUUCUUUAUUUGUAAUUUUUUUUUUCCAAAACAAAAACGGAGCCUCUCUGCCUUAUCGCUCCUGAUACUGACUGUGCGUAUGGAGGUGAGCUUGUGUACGUGAGUCGAAGUAUGCUUGCUGAGUUCGUUAGUCCUUUUUAAACUUUUUUGACGAUUGGGAGAUCGGGGGGGAAGGAUCAGCAAAGCAACAAAGACAAUUCUACGUUAUUAUUUCUUCUUCUUCUUCUUCUUCUUCUACUUCUUCUUCUUCUUCUCCUACAUCACCAGGCAUUGCACUUCAGCAGACAACUCUUCAAUUUACUGUCUUAACCUCUCGGAGCAACUGAGUAGGGGACAAUAGGGAAAAAAAUGCCCCUUUUUAAGAUCAACCUCAUACCUCAACGAUGAUUGAUUGAUUGAUUUCCUGAGGUACGUUUCUUCAAUUUUUUCUCCCCCAACGACAGUGGAUCAACUUAAACGAUGUAAUUUGAUGGAGUUUUGCUUGCAACAUACCCUCCAUAGACAUUUUCGGGACAAACAGCCAAGCAGCCUGAGAAUUUUUUUUUUCUCUCUCUCUUUUCAGCCAUAACCAUCACUCUUUCUCCGAAAGCUCCUCUCGGGACUCAGUGAUAAAGACUUGACUGAAAAGUUACAAGGGAAAAAAAGAAAAGAAUGGCUUGUAAUGCUCUGUGGACUGCCGUGUCAUGUUUCCAUAUCUGAUUGUUUCUCUAUUACCAUAAUAUAUGAUAAUAUGACUUCUGCAUACCAUGACAUUUUGCUCUCCCCUUUCGUCAUCCGAUGCCAUCCUGAUUUCAUCUGAUAGGAAUUGCACUUAAUUAUUCCCCCCCCCUUCUGUUUUUGUUGCAGUUGGUUUUGUAUUUGAUUCAAAUUCGCAGCCUUCCCCCAUUCAGUUUUUACCUGCUCCCCUUAACUGUAUGGGUUCAAAUGUUAGACCCUCCGUCUUUAAAAUGCCUUCUGAACAAUGUCAGUCUCGUCAAGGCUCACAGCGGCUUCUUAUUGGCUCUGUCUCCA